GAAGCAGACUUGUUUUCAAGUUCUAACAGCAAUAUGGUGAAGACAAGGCAAUUAUCUCAUGGAAUUUCUAGAUUAUGUCUAAUUAGCCACUUGAAACUAAGGUCAGGAUGGAAUAGUGAGGACCAAGUGAAACAUCAGGAGAUUCUUCUGCCUUGAAACUUUCUUUCCAGAAAAAUGGCAAUGGCAAAAUUAGCUGAAAACCUCAAGGAAGAGCUGACUUGUCCUGUGUACAUGGACUACUUCAGCCACCCAGUGAAUUUAGGCUGUGGCCAUAGCUUUUGCCAACCUUGCCUCCUUAGGACCUGGAGAGAAGUUGACAAAUCCUGCCCCUGUCCUGAAUGCAGAAGAGCCUUCCAGAUAAAAGACUUGGAGUCCAACCAUUGCUUGGGAAAGCUGUCUAGCUUAGCUAGAAACAUUAGACCCUACUUAUUGCAGCUGAGGAUGGAAAGAGCAAUAUGUGAGAGACACCAGGAAGAACAAAAGUUAUUCUGUGAGGAGGAUCAAACCCUCCACUGUGUAUCCUGUUUUGAAAGCCAGGAGCAUAGCAGGCAUACAGUGCACCUUAUAGAAAUGGCUGCAGAGGAUUCUAGAGACAAGCUCCAGAAAACUUUGGAUCUUCUCUGGAAAGAAGUGGAGAUGAUUCAAAACAUGCUGACUGAAGAGAGACAGAAAAUGGAGACUUGGAAUGAACAGGCAGAUGCUUGGAGGGAGAGCAUUAGAGCAGAAUAUAAGAGAUUAUAUGAGUUCCUAAAGUGUGAGGAAAAGUGGCACCUUCAAAACUUGAGCAGAGAUGAAAGUAAGAACAUUAAGAAUCUUAGAGAAAGUGAGACCAGGCUUUCUCAACAUCUUCAGAGCUUAAAGGAGAUCAUUAUAGAUCUUGAGCAAAAUGGCCAGAAACCAGAUCUCCAGCUUCUGAAGGUAGGAGGAGGUACACUGAAGAGGAUCAAGUCCCUUUUAAGUCAUCGUCCAGAAGCUACCAUUAUUCAAGUGUCCAUGGCUCCAAUCACUGGAAUCUGGGAAAUGAUGAAACACUUCAGAGUGAAUGUGACACUGGAUCCUGAAAGUGCCUGUCCUUAUCUCAUUGUGUCUGAAAAUAUGAAGACUGUAACCCAUAGAGGAUAUCAGCAGUAUAUACCAGUUGCUCCGCACCAAUUUGAAGAUAGUAUCAUUUUGGGGGCUCAAGUCUUUACCUUUGGAAUGCACUACUGGGAAGUAAAUGUGGGAGAAAGUAGGAAAUGGGCAGUUGGGGUAUGUAAGGCAUCAUUAAGUAGGAAUGCAAGUGUUUCUCUUUCUACUGGGGAUGUAUUUCUCCUUACACAUUUUCAGAAGCGAAAUACUUAUUCUAUGAUGACCACACCUUUCUGCAUAGAAUAUCAUUCAAAUUCACCAAUCCAAAAAGUAGGAAUUUUUCUAGGUUAUGAUCAAGGAUCCAUUUCAUUUUAUGAUGCUUUGAAGAAUUCUUUAAUAUUUCGUUUCCCUGCCUUCCCCUUCUCUGACCCCCUGAAACCUAUAUUUUGUCCUUGUCCCCCCAGGGGAGAAGAGAAUGGGAUUCCAAUGACUAUAGAUCCUUGAAAUAUCCAUUUCUGAAUAAGCUUCUAUCUCAGACUCUUCCUGAAGGACAGAGCUCCUAAGUCUAAUAAAUCACCGUUGGUACUCCUCAUGAUGUGUGUGAUGUAAAAGUGUUUCUACUGGGUGAUUAUGAAGAAGUCAUCAGAUAUUUAUUACUUGGAUCCAAAAUUAAUAUACAAAUAAGUCUUUUCAGAAAGGCUGCUAUUCUACCAAAUAAACACUCAGGGAGCCCUCAGUAGGGUUUUAAAUAAAAACAAUGACUUGGAAUAAAUAAAUAAAUUAAAAAAAUAAACUUGGUGUCAUUGUGGGUUCAAAUCUUGGGUCUGCCUAUUAGUAAUGGCAUUACUUUAGGUAUAGCUCUUACAUUCUUUGAGACUAAAUCAAGUUAUACUAUCUACUUCCUGGUCAAGUUUCUAAAGUGUCUUAUCAUUGUGCUAUGUAAAUAUUAAGAAUAAAUGAUUAUUUG
Monodelphis domestica (gray short-tailed opossum) is the source of this 2035-nucleotide messenger RNA. NCBI's taxonomy places the organism in Eukaryota, Metazoa, Chordata, Mammalia, Didelphimorphia, Didelphidae. The record is from RefSeq and is a predicted model, not a curated record.